This is a messenger RNA of Lineus longissimus, 12673 nucleotides long. RefSeq names its product nuclear receptor coactivator 2-like. The coding region runs from base 1048 to 6816 and encodes 1922 amino acids. Gene Ontology annotation, biological process: cellular response to hormone stimulus; positive regulation of transcription by RNA polymerase II. Gene Ontology annotation, molecular function: nuclear receptor binding; protein dimerization activity. Gene Ontology annotation, cellular component: nucleus. The transcript has 25 exons. The record is from RefSeq and is a predicted model, not a curated record. Lineage: Eukaryota; Metazoa; Nemertea; Pilidiophora; Heteronemertea; Lineidae.
UAUCGGGACACAUUAGCAAUUAUUAGAACGAUAUUGUGUGGGGGCACUCACCAAAACCUCAUUGUAAGGCUUGGAUUGUAUGGCUACUGUUUUCUUGGUUCUACAUGUGUACCAGUUAGGGUCAGAAGUUCAGUGAUAAUACACAGCCUACCUGGUCGAAACGUGUGUAAGAGCUGCUCUCGAUCGAAGCUCUGUAUUGCCAUCCUCGCGUUCAUCAAAAUAUUGCUCAUAUCGUAGUGAUUGGAUACUGAAAAAAUUGCAUUUUGAUAGGAUCGUCGGUCUGUUGGGAAAGGACGUAUGCAUUGCCUAGGAUAUUGUGGAUAAGGAUUUGUAGCAGCUCAUCAUUCGGAUAGCCCUAUUUCAUAAGUAGUCCCAAACAUAGUCUGUGGAUAGAUUCCGACUUGGAUUCAGUAACACAAGGUGCUUUAUGUGUAGACCAUCUCUCAAUAAAACACAUGAUCGCUUGGAUUUCUGCUUGAUGAACCUUUUACUUGUGGACAGCACACAUAUUUUUGAGCUGCAUGGUCAUCUUUUUAAGGACUCCACUGGCCCAGUGGCAGCUUCAAUUGGCCACUGCUAAAUCACAGACUGUGGUUGGCACAGUAGGCCUACACACUUUGGAUCAGUCGUCAAUCUGCUUGAGUGCUCCUCAGCCAAGUCAGAAGACGGAAUUGCUUCCCUGCUGGUGACCAUUUGGUCUUCUCAAUGUGAAUACCCCAUCAACUUUUUGCUACACGUUCAUCUCUGCCACAGAAACGUAUCGAUUGCCCAUGCCUGCAUCUCUCAGAUAUUCCACAUAUCGAUGUUCCUUCUACAUCUGUGUAUGAGCUGUAUCGAGUCAGCGCAUAUUCUCGACAGUCUAGGUCACAUGGUUAUGCAUGGACUAUUGGACAGAGUGUGUGGCGAAUGUUAAAACAUUUAAUUCCUGGAUAGUUUUCUCACUUUCGUGGAUCAGCACCCAAAUGCCGAAAUGAGAAACGCCGCCGAGAGCAGGAGAAUGUAUACAUCGAGGAGCUUGCUGAGUUAAUCUCUGCCAGUAUAUCGGACAUGAGCACAUUCUCGGUGAAACCGGAUAAAUGCGCAAUACUUCAGGAGACUAUCAACCAGAUUAAACGUAUCAAGCAGCAGGAAGAGAGUACGCCAAGAGAUGCUGUCCAACAAAGUCGUGUCUCGUCCAGCCGGCCCAACAUCCUCGCUAAUGAUAUAUUAGGUCCCUUACUCCUUGAGGCUUUAGACGGUUUCCUUAUUGUCGUCAACAAUCAGGGCAAGGUCGAAUUCGUUUCCCAGAACGUGGGCCAAUAUCUUGGAUAUGUUACAGAAGACUUGAUUGGCAAGAGUAUCUAUAACGUCAUUCAUAUAGGUGACCAUGCCCAGUUCAAUAGCAGCCUUACGCCAAGAUCUCUAGUUCUCCCUGGCAGUAGUAGUGGAAACCUUGGCUGCAACGAAUCGCGGAGUCGCACCUUUAAUUGUCGUAUGCUAAACAAAGUCGGCGGUGAAAAUGACGAUGAAUUGGAGCCCAGCCACAACUCGCAGUAUGAGACGAUGCAGGUCUCUGCCAUUAAUCAGCCAUACCCUGUGGACAAGGACUCGGAAACUCAGGAAGAGGGCUCAACAGAAAGCCAAUCCUGCCUAGUGUGUAUAGCGCGGCGCCUACCCAUCAGUGAGAAGACUGGCAGUAUGCUUGGUAUAGAGCAAUUCACCACGAAACAGGACCUAACAGGAAAAGUUGUCAAUUGUGACACCAGUGCAAUAACCCCCAGCCACUACAGUUACCCCGACUUUAUCGGACAGAAUAUUCGUGAUUUCUGCCAUGUUAACGACGUCCAACAGCUCGGGAAACAUCAUCAAGAAGUUCUGAAAAAUGGCUGCAGUACGAGUGCCGUUUAUCGGUUCAAACUCCAGGAAAAUCGCUUCGUGUUCGUUCAGACUAAGAGCAAACUUUUCAACAAUGCAAUCACUGCAGAACCAGAGUAUAUUAUGUCAUCACACUCAAUUAUCAGGAAUCAUAAUGGUCCGGGCAUACUGUGCCCAAGAGCUCACACUCUAUCAGAUCAGCCCAGGCCGAACUAUCGUCGGGAGUGCGAUUCGGACCACGAACUAAAAGGUUCGGCAUCUACGAGUCUAAUGAAGUCGAUUAUCGGACAGACGAGCACAGCACACAGAGGCAUGCUGGGAAUUUCGAAUAUUUCAAAUAUGAACAUGAAGAACUUAAUGAGCGGGGUGAAGAUACAGUUUCGUAAGGACGAAAUGAAUAUUGACCCUGGUUUAGAUACGGCAAAUUGGGAUAUGCUGCUGAAUGCAGAUUCUUUUGGAUUAAAAAAUUCAAAUUUUUCAAAUUCGGGUCCGAGUUCGGAAUCGGUGACACUGGCAUCGGCAGCACAUACGCCAACCACGCAUAUAUCAUGGAGUAACAUGUCGCAAAUAAAUGCCCCGCAGGUACGGACUCAAGGCGGAAUGCAGCAGCGUCCGCCGACACUAAAUGUUCAAAAUCGUAGCUCCUUAUCGCCGGGAUUUCCAAAUCAACGAAGCCCGGGUUUCGCGGGAUCGGGACAUUCAGGACAAUCCGGACAUUCAGGGCAGUUGAGCCCGGGAUUUGUCCAAAGUCCAAACGCUGUGAUGUCUGUAAAGAGUCCGGGAUUUGCCGCCCAGAGUCAGCGGAGUCCGGGAUUCGCCGGUCAGAACCAGUGGAGCCCGGGCGCGGGAUUUCAGCAGCAGCAACGGAGCCCCGGGAUGACUGGGCAGGGGCGGGGACAGGUGCGAAAUCUCCCGCCGAGUUUUCAACAGCCGCAGGUCCAGCGUAAUUCAUCAUCGACCUCGAUGAUGUCGCCUAUGUCAAGGAGUCUGUCCAGUCAGUCCGAUGAUGUGUUCAGUGACCAGCAGGUGGCGCCAGCGACGUCUGCCCAGGCCCUCAGCUCGAAAAUGAACAGUCAAAUGUCGCAGCUCAAACUUCAGCAGCUACAGCAAUCAGGUGGCGGCAUCUCCCAGGUCGGUGCGAACUUGCAGAAUCCUCUGGCAGCCCUCCAGAGCAUGGAGGCGCAAGCAGGCAACAACGUUCAGAUGCCAAACUUGUCGCAAGCUGCGCGGGAACAGUUUGCUCGCGACCAGUUCAAUCGACUGUCGUACAAUCAGCGGUUCAAACUGCGCCAACUUCUGCAGCAGAACAGGGUGUUGGAUACCAAGGAGCAGAACGAUGUGCCACGUUCUCCUGCGAUCAGUGUACAGUCGCCGCAGCCAGGCCCUGGCCGGAGUCCGCAGGAACAGCCCCAGAGCACGUCGCAGGACGACCCAGACGACCCCCUGCGGAGACCGGAGGGUGAUAACAUCAUCUUGAAACAGUUGCUGUCGCAGGACGAUGAGAUGGUGGAUAAGGGCGAAAAAACAUCCGAAUCCGACAAAAAUGAGGCGGAGCCGAAGAGGAAUGAGAAUAUUUUGUUAAAGCAAUUACUGAAUGAUGAGCCACGAGCAGACGGCAACAGUCACGAGGUGAAACGACCGAAGAGGAACGAGUUGUUACAGAAAUUAUUACAACAGGUAGAGGAGGAUGAGGAAUCAGAGGCAAAUGUGGAAAGUACGACCAAUCAGGAUGGUACGCCUCCGCCGCAGAAACAGGAUAGUACUAGCAACAGCCAGCAGAGGGCGCCUCAAGGAAUGAACACGACGAGUGCUAAUAACGUGGCACACUCAAACUCGGACUUUGAUAUGGAACUAGACUCUUUUCUGUCGAGCACUACCGGAACUUCAGCUGCUGCGGAUAAAAUUGCGCAAGUUAUAAAUUCAGGCGGGAAUUUGGAUUUUCUUUCACAGUUAUGGGACCGUGAUAAUAACGAUUCGUUAGACAAUAGUAGGCAACUACCGAUAGUGCAGAAUGUACCGAGUUUGAAACGUAAGGCAACGUCGCAAGACGUCGAUUCGACCGAAAUGGUUGAGGCGGAAUCGUCGACCCAUAAUUCCCAUCACAGCCAGUUAGUUCAGAAUAAUAUGCUGCUCACGCAGUUGUUGUCGAAAAAAGAUGCUGUGCAGAAAAAUAAUAGACAGGCACGCGCGAGCGCGAGUAGUGUUGACCCAAUGGGCUGUCCCCAGGAUAGUUUACCGAAAAACAUCGAUAAAAUGAUGAUCGCGACAUCAACUGUUGAGGAUUUGAAACCGUUGGUAAAAGCGGAUAAUAAGAGUAACAAGGAUGUUAAGAAGACUCCAAACUCUUGGGACAAUCCACGCACGAAUCCUAACUCACCGUUCCCCGGCAACACCAAGGAUGACGUCAAGGAACAAAAGGUGGCAGCACCGUCAACAUCUACCUCAAUUACAAACACUUACGAGAAUUUGCAACAGCUUCUGUCGCACACUAGUCAGGGGGCGGAGAGCAUUGACGUCCCAUUGAGUGGCUCCACCGGGGGUGCUGGUGGGACGACCGGUGGUCCGCAAGCGCAAUUUUCUAACACUGACCCGUUUUUCGACAAUAUGAUACAGCAGGCGCAGGAGUUGCAACAAGACAUUGGGGCGCAGGCUCAGCAGCCGCAACCACAUCCACAGCCGCAACCGAUGCAACAAUCAGCGCCCCCUAUGGACCAAACAAAUAUGACAGAUGACGUGACGUUGUUGUCGCAAUUAGAACAGGUUCUAAACUCAUCGAAUUUAUCAUUGACGGAAAUUGAUAAUUUACUCGGUAUAAAUCAGGCCGCGUCGCAAUUUAAUACAUCGUCAGACAUGUCUGAGCAGAUGGCGAUUGAUGCCAUUCAGCAACAAUUGAUGCGGGACGACCCCAUGGCCUCUACCAGCUCUAGUGUCGUCUCCAGCACUGGACCACCGCAGCAGCAGCCUCAGCCGGACACGACCGGUUUGAUUCCGAAAUCAAGUGCCAAUAGUCUGUUGAUGGAGUUGAAUUCGUCGUUGGACGCGGGUGCGGGGAUACAGCGCACAUCGCCGAUGAUGCAGGGACAGUUCCAACAACAGCAACAACAACAACAACAACAACCGCGGGGACAUAUUAACUUCAACCAGCAGCAGCAGCCGCAGCAGCAGCAGGGAGGUGGGCCGAGGUUUCCUCAGAAUUUACCAGCAGGCAUGCCAAACGGAAUGCCGCAGCCGCAACAGAAUCGGAUCGGUCAACAACAACAACAACAACAACAACAACAACAGCAACAGCAACAACCAUUUCCGUCAAAUACGUUGUCUCAGGCCAACAUCGUACGCCAUUCGUUACUGAUGCAGCAGCGGCAUAAGCAGAUGCGGGAGCAAAAGCGUCUUGCCCAAGAGCAUCAACGCCUGAUCAUUCAGCAACACCAGCAGCAAGUCAGCCAAUACGGCGGACAGAAUAAUUUCAAUCAGGUACAAAUGGACCCAAGUCAAAAUUUCCCGGAGAAUUUCUUGGAUUUGAUGUCGGGCGUCGCGCCGAACGUUUCCCUUCAGGUAAGGACCCCUGACAAACAGUUAAACAGCCCCAAGAUACGUGCUCUCCUGUCACCCCCGGACCCAAGCAUGAACCCUCCCAAGACACUAUCAACACAACCCGCGGACCCUGACAAAGCAAAAUGGACCAACCCCAAGCCAAAUCAGGGCAUUCCUGGGCCAAUGUCGCCUAUGUUCAACCAGAAUAUGAACCAGAUGAUGGGGCCCCCUCCGCCCCAAUCGCCGAGCCACCUUGGGCAGUUCGGACAGCCCCCACCACCCCCGCAGAAUCAAUGGAAUAACCGUGGGGGAGGCAUGAAUAGUCCGAUGAUACAGAAUCAAAUGAUGAGCCAGAACUCGCAGUUUAGUAAUCUACAACAUCAACAUUCCGUGCCAACGUCCUCAAUGGGUUCGCCAGUCUCGCCGUACUCGGACAACAGCCAUUACUCCAGCAGCCAAAAUAAUGGCAUGAACAUGUUCCCCGGGCAACAGGGGCAACCGACACAGCAGACAACAGCACAACAGGGACAACAGCAGUUCCCGCAGAUGUCGCGGCAGAUGAUGCAACGGCAGAUGAGCGGAGGUCAGGGUCUGUCACCGGUGCCGCAAGACUGGAAUAAACAAAAACAAGGUUUGGGCAUGAGUGGCAAUAUGUCAAUAGCCUCUCAGCCCAUGACAUCGACGAGUCAGAACUUCAUGAAUUCGACAUCGAACAUGGGGCAAAACUUCGACCAACAGAUGCAGUUUGUGAAUAGUGUUGGGCAGGAUUUCAAACAACAAGUUGGUGUUGACGCGUCCCUGACGAACAGCACGUCACAACACGUCAAACGAGAGUUGCGUAAUAAGUGUAACACGCGGUUACAGAACCAACAACAACAGCAACAACAAGACCAGUUUGGGUUCGUUAGCGAUGAACUCCCGAUGGACCUACUGUGCCAAAUUGAUGCACUGACUCGCGAGCAGCAGCAACAGCACCCCCAGGGCCUCCUGGGGCCCAUGAUGGGGAGUCCCGCAGACCCUAAUCAGGGCUGCCCGCCAGAAAUCGAACGCGUCAUCCAGCAGAGUCGGCAGGAGGCUAAAAAUAGAUAUGAGAAGUUCCGGGCGAUGGCUGCGCCCGUGGGAGGGAAUCAGCAGGAGUUUAAUCAGUUGGCCAUGGCAUUUGAAGAACACGACUAUCCAGAAGUGAAGGCGGGCAACCUAUUCCGCCAUCAGUUGCAAAAAAACCCUGGGCACAAGGAUGGGCAGCAGCAGCAACAACAACAACAACAGCAAGGCGGUCAAAAUACGGGCAAGAAGACGCCCGUCAAGAAUAUACAGAAGCCCGACUUGCCGCAUGUGAACGUCGUUCAGACUGAACCGAGGACCCCCUGCGAAGAUAUGAAACCGGCCGACCACAAGAAUAGUCUACUGCAGCAACUGCUGUCGGAAUGACAGGGCGAAAACUCUAGAUAAUAGUGUAUAUAUUCUCUUAAAGGUGGCGCCUUGUCGCACCUAGUACGAAUCAUGGCAGCAAGCUUGGGCAGGGAGAUUGCGAGGCGCGAGAUCGAUACGAGAAUGCGCGAAAUAUGUGCGAUGUUUCGAAACUCUCGGAUGAUUACGGAGGUUGUUGUGGUCGUUGUUGUGAUGACGUAAAAUCACCGACCCACGUCCAAUACUCGGACUAGAUGUUGUUCUGGUAAUUUGUGUGGUCGCCACUGGGUGUCAGCACAUGAUGAUUGGUGUUAGGAUCGGAGGAACGCAGGGAAAUUUCCGCGGGAUUGUGAGACAGAUAUGUAAAACGUGUCUUGGUUCGCAGGUUUGCCACAAGAGGGCACCAUGGGCUGAACUGCCAUAGGAAAAUACAAGCAGCUACAAAAUAAGCAGCUACGAUUUCCAUCACUUCGGUAUUCUCAAUUCAAUUUCUGAAUUACGAAUAGGUGCUUCGAGAUACCGACACGCCCAUGCGGACAGACACUGGACGGACUGGCGUGGACAUUCAAUGAUUCAUAGAAAUGUUGAUUUUGCAAUCGUUUGUUUCCAAAAGCCUCAUAGAGGUCGCUUGAAAGAAUCAUUGUCGCGCAGACAGAAUUGCAACUUGGUGCUUUUCGAGUGUUUUUUUUCUCGAUCGAAAGUGACGAUCUUUUCUUUUACCGCUUGUUGCGUGUAGCUAUCACGACUAUAGAAGGACUGCCGUCGUUGCGACGUAAAAUUCAACAAAAGAACGAAGGUUUUCCCAGAGCUGGGAGAGUCCGAGUUCGAAAUGAUGGUGAAGGCACUGCACUGUUUGGAAAAUGUUUCCAUAGUAACGCUAUGGUUUCCAUGGUAACUGAAUAUUGUUUCCAUGGCAACUGGAUAUUGUUUUGUUUUGUUCGCUCUGUUUGCUCGGCUAAGUGUUCGGUAUAAUGGCGGUUCGGGGUUCCGCCAUUAUUGGACAACGUGGAUACUUUGUCUUCAAUUUCAAAGUGAGGCUGCGUAAAGUGCAGUUUGGAAAUUAUAGUUAGGUCAAAGUCGAUCUUUUUUGUGUAUUUGGACUCGAUUUGUAAUCGUUAUGUUGUAUAUAUGGACUACCGAGAUUUGAAAUAUGUGCCACCUCAAAAUUAAAGGCUCGGGGAUGUUACAGUCAUGUGAUAAACUCGUACGUUUUUCUAUUUGUACAUACGGACCAAUAUGGACUAGUAACCCAACACCCCUGGCUCUCGCAAUGAAUCGGUCCGAUUUUUAGCCGCUUACAUUUGAUAAACAGGCUGUUCAAUUACAAGAAGGGGUGUUAGGGAUGUAAAUAUUUGCAGAUGAAGCAUUUGUUGUAGGAUUUAGCUGUUCGUACACAAUGUCUGCUGAACAGGAAAUGGCGAGAUUUUUUUGAUGCUAUUUGAAAAUAAUGUUUCCCGCAACGGUUUUUUUCCAUUGACUGAUCUUGGGUUUCGAAAGCCAUUUAUGUCAGUAAUGAAGCUCCUUCUUAAUUUCCGUAGGGUGUGAAGUUGUUUUGCAGAUAAUCUACAUUUUGCACUCCAAAAACUAAGGACAUACAGUACUGAUUCAUUUACGUCUUUAUUGCACAGAAUUUCGUUGAGGUUCGUGCCUUAGUUUGGCGAAGUUAAUAUUUUUCAAACUUUAGAUUUUUUUAUUGGAGUUAGGCCCCUCAAUCAUUGGGCCAUAUAAUUUGUUCAAGUUCUUGCAUUCAGAUGAAGUGUUAUGGUUAUUUUUCCCAAAUCAUUGGCAAAUUUUUUCUUCAAAAAAAUGAACAUGUAUAAGUAUUGUUCAGAGUGUUUUGUGCCAGGAUACACUGUCAUGUUUAAGCCUAAACAUCGCUUAUUAAUUUGGCUUUCUGAUUAAGCAUGUUCUGGGCCUAAUUUUACUCAUUUUUGGCACUAAGUGUUCUAAAAAGCCAGAACCGUUCGUCCAAAAUUUGAAACUUGAAAUCGGCUAUUUUUACAUCAUUGUCUGAAUUCACUAGAAAAUCUUUUUAAAAAAUAGGCCAGUACGAAUUGUUCAAAAUCUUUAUAGGUGAGAUUUAUUUCUAUAAAUUAUAGAGAAGUAUUUAACCGAGAAUAACUUUGUAAUUCACGUUUUUUAUUUUUUGCCUUUGGCAUUUUAAAGUCAUUCGUGUGUCAUGGAGACAAAUUGUAUCGAUCCUUGAAGAGCAUAAUUAAGGCCAGCGCAUGAAACUCUUCGUUAGUCAGCUGGGAGGAUUUAAGACACCAGGGAAACAAAUUCAAUAUCAGCGUUUCAUCCCCAACAACCCCUUUCAGGCCCCUUGGGGGGAAAAAACUAUCAAAUUUUACUGUUUGAGGUUUUUUGCAAAAGGCAGACCUGCAGACACUCGUGUGAACUUUGUAUAUUUUCUUAUCGAAAUUAUGUAAAUACGGUAAACUGAAUAUAGCAUGUUGUUGAUUUCAGCACACAGUUGUAGAUAGACAAAUGCCAUUGUCCUAAUUUGUUCUGUUUUGAAUUGACUUUGACAAGUUUGGACUAGUCCAUUUAUAAAGGGGUUUUAAAUUGACUUCGACAAGUUUGGACUAGUCCAUUUAUGAAGGGGGGUUAGUUAAGUGUCUGGUAUAUCGGAUGUAUAUUAUGUUAGAGAGCAUUUCAGGAAAACUUCACUGAUUUGAGUGAGGAUUGACGAUUACUGGAUAAUUUCAGUGAGUUCCAGAGCCUCGUCUUUAAGACGCAGGUCGCUAAUGUUUGUAAAGAAAUACACUUAUCAUUAUGGAGAGGUUCAGGCAAGUGGAAAUUCAUGAAAUUUGGCUUUAAAAAAGGCCUGAAGGUGUCAUGUACUAUUUGAAAAUAUCUGUAAAGUCUAAAAAUGUAUUUCAUGAAAUUUUUGUAAUGGUUCUCCUCUCAAAAUCUCAAUUUGUUGCCAAAAUCCGACAUUAUCGUCGGUGAAGUUUGCUGGAGAAAUUACUGAAAAUUCUGUUGGGCAUUUUGAGAAACCAGAGCUACAGUUCUUAUGAUUUGUAAAAAAGCAUCCUUGAUUGUUAGGUAACAUUUAUAAGUGCUAGGUCUUGGAGUGUCUUUUAUUCCAUGUGGACUGAAGCGCUUUGGGAUCAUUCGAGCGCUAUGGGGCAGCGUCGCAGUUCACACCUGCGACGAAAAUGAUUGUACAGUUUGGGAAUCUUUUAUAAACUUUGUUGUGCUAGACGUUGCUUGGAUGUUUUCAUGGUUUCUAUGGUAAUGGACCCCUUGGGAAAAGUUUGAUGACCCCUUGUAACUACAGUGUGAGCCAGAAAAAAUGUCGAUGUCCAGUCUAUGCCUGGUAUUAAAAGGCCGAGUCUACUGAGCAGAUUCUAAAAUUCUCAGAAAUUUUUAGUUGCACUUGUCUUGCAUAGAUGGCAGCACUGUGAUCCACAUCAGAAAAACUACCAGAAUGUCAACAAAGACCUUAAGUAUGCAGAAGUCUGCAACUCUAAAAAUUUCGGAACGAGUUUACAAUCCCCGAUCACACCCCAAAAAAAGGUCAUCGGUUGACUAACCAAGCAUCACUGUUCAAUGGAUUUAUAGUUGAAUGCGAUCAAACUACGUCAUUUCCGAUCGGGGAUUGUAAAGUUUAGCCAAAAUUUCUCACUGUUGUCACAGUCAAGGUCAAAGUGGACUCUGCCUUUAAUCUCAGAGCAUCAUGGGAAAAUAAUUCAAAAUACGUUCCUUGGGCACUGGCGUUUUCUAUGGUGGUUUCCGAUUGUCUUGAUGCGAGUGCUCUGUUGCGUUUUUGCUUAUGUUUACGCAAGUCUAACGUUUGGACUAUUUGUCUACGAAAUUUCGUACGUUUUGUAAUUGAAAAAACUUUCAUAAGUUGUUUAUAUAUGUACCUUUCAAUGGGAUAUCAAGCAUGUAUAUUUAGUUGUCUGAAUAGACUUGGUUUUCUGUCAAUGUCAAUUUCAAUUCUUAAAUACAUUCACGGCCGAACAACGUAGAUCUAUUUGGACCAAAACUCCCUCUUCCAGCAGGUUAUCCUUGCUCCAAAGGCUACAGCCUUAAAACGACACAAAUGCCAUCUUCAGGGAAAGGUAGGAACUGAAACAGUUACCUCCAUAAAACCAAUUUUGAAGUGAUUCUGCCUUUGGGAAUUUUGAGGGUAAGGGGACUGGAACGGGGAUAUUCCGUCCACAUUUUUCACCCAAAAAAUUCAAAAAGGUAGCUUUUUAUUUUCAAAAGACCUUUUGCAGCAAAUUGAUAGAAUUUAUUGCUGGUGCUGCUCCGGCCGUGAAACUCUCCAACUCAGUGUGGGUUUCCAUAUCACAGAGGUGUCGGCAUAGAUGGUUCCACUGUAGUGUUAUUUUGCUCCCCAGCUUUUUGUACUUGAUCACCCUGGAGUAUCGGUUUCCCAGCUUACCGAGGACUUGGGGAUGUGUGUCUGUUUUAUACUGAGCAGGCCUGCUAUGGGAGAGGGUGCACCUUACAAUAAAAUCAGGCAAGUUGGUCGGUUUUCAUUUGGUAGAGAAUAAUAAAUUCUGUGCAUGCAGUGGACGUUGAACAGAAGUUUUAUUUCUCGGAAAGUUGGGAAACUUCUUCUUCCUGGUAUUGAUGCUAUUGCUGUUUUAAGAUGUCGUUAAAAGAUGAGGAAAGAUUGGCAGAGAUGUAAGGUAUGGUACAAUUUUGCCUUGUUAGAGUUAAAGCCUCAGUUUGCAUUAGUGUGCACUGACAGGUGUGUUUACCCUGUAAAGGCUGUAAUUGUAACAAGACUUUAAUUGUACCAGCUUACCUUAAUACCUGGCUUGGUUUAAUGAUAACCAAGCAAGGAAUAUGUAUGUAAAUGAUGAUGAAACCUUUAUCAAUUUCUAUGUUUAGUUUUAUGGGGCAUUGCUGUACGAGUUUAUGAGGCCUUGGGCCGUGUUUACGGAGACCUCGUACCUUUGUGACCAUCCUCACCAUCGGUGUUGGAUCGCUAUGAUAACGAGGCCUACAGUACAUCCUGAGGUUGCCCGGUUGGAUGACGUCAACACAAAUCUCUUGUUUGGCAACCAGUAAACAGUCAAACAAUAGAUUUGUGGUGUCAUCACCUUGGGGUGAAAUGGAAUUUACCGAGAUGUGGCCGGGUUUGCAACUUGCUGAUGUUCAGAUAAGGUAAUAGGGUACAAAUCCUAUUUGUGCAUCAAAUGUGUUCUUAUGGCUGUUUGCUAUGCCUUUGUAAUUGUACCAAUUUACCUUAUAUUGUAUAUCUCAUCUUGCAAUCCUGGUUGUCAUCUGGUUUAUCUCUAAUUGACCACCAGUUGUUCUUCUUUCUGAGUUUUUAUGUCAUCAGUCCGGAUGGGGAUUGAUUUCCAUACCUUGCAUUUUAAUGUGGAUUUCCAAAUGUGCAGCGUUUGCCAUAUCAUGAUGACUGCCUUCCAACACUGGUGAAAAUCGUUAUCAGAGUACGGCAUCAGUGUAUUACUACCAGUGGCGGCGCAUGGUGUCAGGUUUGUACAUUAUCCUCCUGGCCUGGUAAAGCACAUGCCCAUGUUGUCCCUUUAAGGUGGGUCAAAGUUCAGUAUAUAAACAUGGAUACUCGGGAGUGACCGGCAGCAAUUACAAUGACUACAUGUAUUGGCAUUACUGAAUCAGGUUUGAGGCUGAUUGACUUGAAGACAAUUUCCUUUUCUCCAAUUUCCACCAUAGAUUUACUCGUACCUGCGCAUACGAUUGCAACUGGUGGACAAUUAUCAAUCAAAUAAGUUUUAGGCCAUGGACUUCUCGUAGUAAGUUGUAAACAAAUUGGCUGCUAGUGCCAUCUAUUGCGAGAGUGAAGUACUUCCCCGAAGCCAUAUUGUGUAGAUCAGGGAGUGGUUACUUCUCAUUGUCAUUAUGUACUAUAAUAACAUAUAUUAUGUAGAAA